GCAGGGCUGGUCCUCUCACAUUUCCAGGCAAACCUUCGCUUUCGGGAACUUCCAUUCCAAACCGAGUAACAAGAAUCAAGGAAGAAACCUUGGAAUGUUCAAGGAAGCUCAUGAUUUAAUCAUCAUGUUCCUGCUUUCCGGGAUUAAUCCCGUCUCUUCUCUCCGAAAAAUCUCUCAAUUCCCUUCGUCAAAGAUGAUCGGGAGGGCCUUCCUAGUUCUUCUUUGGUUGGACGUUCAGCUACAAUCUCUGCUCGGAGUUGCUGGUAACCUUGAAAGUGAUGCAUUGAUUGAGUUCAAGAACGUGUUAUAUAGCCCAAAUGAUGUUCUGCAGAGUUGGGAUUCUAGCCUUGCCGAUCCUUGCACAUGGUUUCAUGUGACCUGCAACAAUGAAAACAGCGUGACACGGGUUGAUCUCGGGAAUGCAAAUUUAACGGGUCAAUUGGUUGCUGCACUUGGGAAGCUCCCGAAUCUGCAGUAUUUGGAACUCUAUGGUAACAGGUUAAGUGGCACAAUACCAGAUGAGUUUGGGAACUUGACAAAGUUGGUGACACUGGAUCUUUACUCGAACAACUUAAUCGGUCCCAUACCAAACUCCUUUGGGAAUCUACAAUUGCUCGGAUACCUGCGUCUGAACAAUAACAGCUUGAGCGGUUCCAUCCCCAGGUCUCUAACCAGCGUAAACGCAUUACAAGUGCUUGAUCUUUCGCACAACAACCUCGAGGGAAUCGUUCCAAUCGAUGGCUCUUUCUCGAAAUUCACUAAUCUCAGUUUUCAAGGUAAUAAGCAGCUCAGUUAUGCUCCGAGCCCUCCACCCCCUCCGCCGGCUGCCACAUCUUCUCCUCCAUCAGCUAGAAUAAAUAAAACGAGAAUUAUUGCUGGAGGAGUCGCCGCCGGUGCAGCCCUUCUCUUUGCUGCUCCCACACUUUUGAUUUGCCUCUGGAGAAGAAGCAGCCCGCCUGUUCAUUUCUUCGAUAUACCAGGGGAAGAGGAACCCGAAGUUCAUUUUGGACAGCUCAAAAAGUUCUCAUUGCGUGAGCUGCAAGUUGCAACUGAUAACUUCAGCCCAAAGAACAUUCUGGGAAGAGGCGGGUUUGGGAAGGUUUAUAAGGGACGUUUGGCUGAAGGGUCACUGGUAGCAGUGAAGAGGCUAAAGGAGGAGCAUUCUCAGGGUGGGGAGUUGCAGUUCCAAACAGAGCUCGAAAUGAUCAGCUUGGCUGUUCACCGCAAUCUUCUCAAACUAAUCGGGUUUUGCAUGACUCCAACGGAACGGUUGCUUGUUUAUCCAUAUAUGGCCAAUGGAAGUGUAGCUUCGCGUCUCAGAGCAAUUGAGUGCCGAGAUUCACAGCCUCCACUCGGAUGGCCUACCCGGAAGCACAUAGCACUUGGGGCAGCAAGAGGGCUAGCCUACCUGCACGAACAGUGUAACCCAAAGAUCAUCCACCGCGACGUGAAGGCAGCAAACAUAUUACUGGACGAGGAUUUCGAACCAGUUGUGGGAGAUUUUGGGCUAGCAAAGCUCAUGCACUACAGAGACACUCAUGUAACUACAGCUGUCCGCGGCACGAUCGGUCACAUCGCCCCAGAGUACCUCUCCACGGGAGUUGCGUCCGAUAAGACUGAUGUGUUCGGCUAUGGGAUAAUGUUGCUUGAAAUUCUUACUGGGCAGAGAGCAUUUGAUCUUGCCCGGCUUGCCGAUGAUGAGGAUGUCAUGUUGCUUGACUGGGUAAAAGGACUCCUGAGAGAGAGGAGAUUGGAAGUCCUGAUAGAUUCCGAUAUUCAAGGAAACUACGUCGAAGAAGAGGUGGAGCAACUGAUCCAAGUCGCUCUACUGUGCACGCAAGUUAAUGGAAACGAGAGGCCAAAAAUGUCCAAGGUGGUCGGGAUGCUCGAAGGAGAGGGCUUAGCAGAAAGGUGGGAGGAGUGGCAGAAAGAGGAAAUGCUUCAAGCCUCAAACAGACAGAACCAGCAAAACACUUACCCGUUCCAUCCCAACUCCACUUCCCGCAUUCUUGCAGAUGAAUUGUCCGGUCCCAGAUGAACCCUUCCUUCUGAUGAAAGAGUCCAAUGGUUGAACUAGUGUGCAUAGAAGGUUCUGCAGAUUUUCGAUGAGAUUGUUAGAGACAUUAAACUGUGAACUUUAAGACUCAAAACAGAUCUUCUGAUUGCUUUCAAGUGUAAAAGGAUGCGGUCAUAAUCCUGGACAGUUACUAUAAAUGAGGAAGAUAUCUCGAAUUCUUACCUGAAAA
Messenger RNA from Punica granatum (pomegranate), 2246 nucleotides. Lineage: Eukaryota; Viridiplantae; Streptophyta; Magnoliopsida; Myrtales; Lythraceae. The record is from RefSeq and is a predicted model, not a curated record.